GUAUAUAGACCGGUUGCCGGGUAGAAAUUGAUGAUUGUUUCAUUCAUUUCCUUGUUGUUGGAGCUCGUAGAAAGAAAUUUUACAACAUCAUGUCUCACCAAACUGGCAUUCAGGCAACCGCAGAUGUUCAAGACAUUUUUGCCAGGGCUAGAAACGGAGCUUUUCGGCUACUGAAAGUCAUAAUUGAAAACGAGCAGCUUAUACUGGGUGCCGCAAAAGAGCCUUCAAAAUCAUGGGAUAAGGAAUAUGAUUACCAUGUUCUUUCACACUUGGAAGACAAGCAGCCUUGCUAUAUUUUAUACAGACUAGAUUCCCAAAAUGCUCAGGGUUAUGAAUGGAUCUUCAUUGCCUGGUCACCAGAUCACUCCCCAGUAAGGCAGAAGAUGUUGUAUGCAGCAACAAGAGCGACACUGAAGAAGGAGUUUGGUGGAGGUCAUAUUAAAAAUGAAAUAUUUGGUACAGUGAAGGAGGAUGUCAGCCUAAGUGGAUACAAAAAGCACCUUACAAUGGAAGCUGCUCCCCUUCCAUUGACUGCUGCUGAAGAAGAACUGAGGCAAAUUAAAAUUAAUGAGACUCCAGAGGAGCACAUCUUGGUUAAAACUGAAAUCUGUGUAGACACUAAGCAUCAGACUCUUCAAGGUGUAACUUUCCCUCUAAGCAAGGAGGCAUUCCACGCAUUAGAAAAACUCAGCAAUGGGAAGUACAAUUAUGUUCAGCUUAAAAUAGACUUCCAGAAUGAAACAAUUAUCUUAGAAAGUACAGCUUCUACUGAGGUCAAAGACUUGCCACAUCGAAUUCCAACUGACUCUGCCCGAUACCAUUUCUUCCUAUAUAAGCAUGUCCAUGAAGGGGACCAUUUGGAAUCUGUUGUGUUCAUUUAUUCGAUGCCUGGAUAUAAUUGCAGUAUACGUGAACGUAUGUUGUACUCCAGCUGUAAGAGUUCUCUCCUCAGUAUGGUGGAAAAGCAGCUGUCAAUUGAAAUUGUAAAAAAGAUUGAAAUUGAGAGUGGUGCUGAACUAACCCCUGAAUUCAUUUAUGAAGAAGUUCAUCCAAAACAACAUGCACACAAACAGGUCUUUGCAAAACCCAAGGGUCCUGCAGGAAAACGAGGAAUUAAAAGGCUGAUCAAAGGCUCAGGAGAAAAUGAAGUCGGUAACUGAAAGCUACAGGCAUCCACUGUAUAGGGGUUAUCAGUUUCAGACGGGGAGAUUUGUAUUUUCAAACAAAGGGACUUAAAUCAUUCUUCUACUUUUAUAACACUUUUCAAAUUUUUCCACAUUGUUACGCCGAUCAACAUGUUUACCACUGGCACUUGCUAAAUAUGCCUUUGUGAUUGUUUUUUAAGAGUUUUCAUUGGAAGACUAUUAGCAGGUUAGUGGGACUGGCACUUUAUUGCUGUAGCCAAAACAUCGUUUGGCUCCCUGUGAAACCAUUUAGCCGACUCAUAUGAGAACUGCGCACAAACGAAUUCUGCUGUAAUAGUGAGAAAGAACAAUAUUUGUUUAAUUUAUGUCACUACAUUGAACUCCAAAUGCUGCUAUAUAAUGAGUUUUAAACAGGAAUUCAAGGAAUGGGUUCUUUAAGAGGAUGACUUGUAUUCUGUCCUAAGAAUCUAAAGGAGGUCACCUUUUGUGUAUGACUGUUUUUUUAUUUUCACUGUUGGUUUCUGCUGAACAGCAAGUAAUUGUGUUACUGAUGGCUACUGUGGUACUCCCAUUUCUUUUAGGGCAAAUCAUUUUUUUAACUUGUUUACAAAUGAAAAUAUACUGGUACUGUAGCAUUAUAUAAUUGUUUCUAGUCAGUGAAGCUAGAAGUUUUGACUUAGGACAAAAGGAGAACAACUCUAAUAUUAAGAGCCUAUUGCCUGUGUUUGCGCCAUUUUAUAAGUUAUAUGCAAAACAUAGUUUUCUUGUAGAUAAAUGUGUAUUUGCCAGACUUGACUGGUUUCCAAAAUAGGUUUCUGUCACUUAACGUCAAUUUCCCAGCCUUAAAAAUCAGAAGUGGCGACUUCUUACGUUUUUCUGUGGCCUGCACUGAUCCCAUCGCUGCUUUUAACUUGGUCUCAAAACUAUAAAGUUCCAAGUUAGAUGUAUUGUUUUCAGCAUCUUCCUUCUACAGCCUUCCUUUGAUUUUAUUAUGGCAAAUUUUACCUGUGCAAAAUGUUAAUGGAUUUAAGUUCCAUACACCCUUCUGUACUACUUUUUAGAGAACAAAAUAUUGAUAAUUGGCUUGCAGCGCUUAAUACUUAUGCCUUUCUUGUAACAAGUAGAAUGUAGACUAAUUUUACUUGUAAUGAUUUUGGGCAGAUGAAGCUACAGACAGCACUAUGUUUACUGUUUAUCUACAUACCAUUCAGUAGAUCUUACUGUUUAUCUAUGUACCAUCCAGUAGAUCUUACUGUUUAUUAACGUACCAUUCAGUAGAUUUUACUAUUUAUCUAUGUACCAUCCAGUAGAUCUUACUGUUUAUUAACGUACCAUUCAGUAGAUUUUACUAUUUAUCUAUGUACCAUCCAGUAUAUCUUACUGUUUAUCUACAUAACAUCCAGUAGGUCUUACUGUUUAUCACUGUACCAUCCAGUAGAGUUUACUAUUUAUCUACAUACCAUCCAGUAGUAGAGUAAUCUGCUUCAGUUAAGUUGCAAUGAUUGAUCAGAGUCCCACUUCAGAAUGUUUGCUUUAAGGGUAGAACUGGAAAAAGGUGCGUAAAGUCAGAAAUGUAUGCCUUUGUUUUAAUCCAUUUAUGGGCCUUCAGUUUGUUCAGAAGUCUUUAGUCUGUGAUUUGAAUUUGAUAUUUUUAAACUCUGUUAUUCGUUUGAAGCACUUGUACAUGUAAGUUUGCUCCUCAGGCAGUAGAUGUUUGUUUAUGAGCACAUGUGUAGUGUGUAAUAAGUACAUCUGUGGUUAGCAGAUCAAAGAAAAGGCAUUCAUUUUGUCUGACUGCUCUGUGUUCCUCAGGUGCAUAGCACCGCUGUCUUCCUGAUAGUGCCGUAAGGAUAAUUCUGCCUCGCAAUAUUCAGAGAAGUUCAGACAUCACCUAUCUCGCUACCAGGAAAUUUAGCUAAAAUACACAAAGCCAAGAUGUCUCCUGAUGCUGUCAUGGCAGCAUGUUCUAAAAUUAAUAAAAAAGGAAGUAAACUGCCUUAAACACAAGCAGAGCCAGCUGCUUUUUUAUCUUAGUCAUACCCCUCUAUUCAAAUUGCAAGUGAGGUACUUUGGUUUCUGUUCCUACCACAGUACUGCAUCUUGUGGGGGUUCACUUAGCUGGGCCUUGCAUGCUAUUGGUGUUGCUGGGCUGCUGAACAAUCAGCUCUCUUAGUUUAUUUUCAUACAAAGCGGCCUUCGUGGCACUCAUUUAAGGGACCACUACAAAUGGUAAGUCUCAUUAUGUCGACACACAACCAUACUCAAACCCUGAAACUUGUAAAGGUUGUAAAUUUCGUUUGAAAAACGCUAAUUUUUUCUUACUCUUUGCAGGUCUGUGGUCCUCUACUGUUAACUGCUGCAAGCAUUCUGGAACUGUGUGUACAACUCUUUCGUUAAUGAGGGAGUUUUUGUAAACUAAAAUGUUUAUUAAUUGAUGUGCAUACCAAAUUCCAGAACUUACAUUAUCUUUUAAUACUGCUGAUUUAAUUCUCAGUAGAAAUUUGGAUUUGCUGAUCAAAUAAUGGUAGGCAUUUACAGCUGAAUAAAAUUUAAGUUGAAUAUUUUGAGUGAAAAAUGACCGUAAUGGGCACAUACUAGAAACUUGAAGGUAGCAGUCAUUAAAACAAUUUAAAAUUGGGACAGUGCUAAUUAGUGGAUAGGGAAAUGAACCACUUCUGGAAUACAUUUUUGACCUCCAGGGUUUUAAGCACACAUGAGAAUGAGAGACAGGUAAUGUUUUGAAGGGAUGGGUGGAGAGCUCAGAAGAAGGGAAUAGUGAAUACAUUUUCAUUAUGCUUAUUUAUAUUCAUAAUAUGAGCUAACCACUUAUUGUAACUUGUUUAAUCAAGAUGCAAAUAAUUUAAAGUAAAACCCCUAAAAUAAGAAGUUACUCUUCCAUUCCAGUGAUAAUAAGAUUACAAACCCCUUGACUCCUUUAUUAGGGGAUCUACGCCACAUGUGAUCUCUACAUAUACAUGUUCCACUCUUUGUGAAAAAAGGGAAAAGUAUCUUGACUAACUCCUGCAACCCAAACAUAAGCACAACAUCUGUGAAUAAGCACUAACAAACUGAAAUAUUGGCAGUAUAAAUUAUUCUUUUAUUAUAUUUUGUGGGAUGGUAAUAUGCCAUAUUAUAAACUGUAGUGUUCCCUCUCUGACUUUGCCAUUGGUAAGUUAAGAAAGUCAUAAAUAGUUUUAGUAUGGAAUAAGAAUGUGUACCAAAAUAAAGAAAGGUUACUGAGUGCGAAUGGCAAUUCAAACAGCUUGCGUCUGUGGAGAUGGUGAUAUUUAAACAGAAAGGAAGAGAUGCUGUAAAGUGCAUAUCCGGUUAAUAAAGUAAGUGGUUUGAUCUGUUUUUAAAGGCGAUCUGUUUCAAACUAAACUUAAAGGUAUAUUUGUAUGAUUUUGAAGAGAACAUUGUAUGAUUCCGAACAGAACAUAAUUUCAUAUGUGUUAUAUAGUCAUUGAUGAUAUGGGAGACUUUCUCAAGCUGUGCGAGGGGACCAAGAAAUGUAUACUGAUUGUGGAUACUCUUUUACAGACAAUAAACUCUUUGGUGACUGCAUAGAAAAAACUGAUUUUCAUGUGUACAGUAUGGGUCAGUAGGUCAUUGUAUGGUAGGUACCCAUUUAGCAUUAACAUGUGAUAUUCAAAACCCUGGAAUCACAGGAUUGUGUUGAGGCUACUUGUGAAUGUGAGUUGAACAUUUACAUAGUUGAGUGGGACCAGAAGACAGUCAUAGCACUUGGUGUUGUGUGUUUUUGUGAUUAGUGUACACCAGUAGCCACCAACACUGUUAGCAUUAGUAGUGACACUUGUGGUUCUGCUUAAUCCUGUUACGAUGAAUGUUAAGUAGAUAGUAUGGCAAUGGAUUCAUGAAAGCAGAUGGUACUAAUGGCAUGCAUAGUAACCAGCACUACAGUCUAGCUAUGUGAUAUCUGCUACUUUCAGCUGACAAUUUUGCAUCGGUGAUGGCAGAGAUGGACUGCUGUUUUCCUGUUCAGUUUUAAUAUGCUUCAUGUUCUCCAGGGCAGUAAGACUGCAUGAUUCCCAUGUCUUUCCUUCAUGUAAUCAUUUUCUAAAUAUUAUGUCACGUCAGUUAAGCCAUUGUACAGUACACCAGUGAAGUGCGGCUUUUUGUUUGAAAACUGGAUGCCGUAAAUUUGAUUAUAGUUACAAUUCUGUGUGCUGUACAGCUGUGGGCUGUUUUCUAUCUUUUAAAACUCCUAUUUUAAGCUGCAUCUCAGCGGAGCAGAUGAUUGAUGGACUUGGUCCCUAAGUAGUCUGUUCAGAGUUGGAAGGAGCGUCAGUUAGGUUACUCAGUAUCUUAGAGAUGGGUAGUUUUUAGCUAUGGCUACAGCUCACAGUAGAGACUUGUGGCUCCAGCCCUGACACAAGCAUGGGGGGACUUGCCCUUUCAGAUCAUGAUUUUCUUGCAUUGAAUUCACUGCAUUUGAGAUGUGGGAGUGUGAAGCGCCCAAGGAAUGAUGGCUUAACUUGGUCAGAAUCUUUUCCUGACCAGCAAUGUAGUUAGUGACAUCUUGUGCAGGACCAAAUAGGUCAGAAGAACAAGGUAGGGGCUUAAAGGCUUAAAGGUCUCUGGUGUGGAUGGACAAAAAAAAAUUAUCUUCUACUACUGCAAUGAAUUCAGUUAGGACUCCUCUUUCCUGAGCAAAAGGCACAGUAUGAACAAUUUCUGAUUCUUUGAAAUAAGAAGUAAACUUUAUUAGCUGCAGUUCGACUUUCUCUCAGCUUAAAUUGUUCUGUAGUAGUUAAUUUACUGUUUAUUCUUAAAAUGUUUGUACAAACAUUAGGUAAAAUUCAGCAGCAACACCCAGCACCUUCUGUGCAACAUGAUUUUAUUUUUUGAAUUGGAGGUUAAGUAUCUGGUAUACAGUUGUAGCUGCAGUCACUGUGACAUAACACUGCGUGUGAUAUUUAUUCACACAAUUAGGCACUGAGAUGGCCAUCACGACCUAUUAAUGCCUUGCUUCUCAGGGUCGUUGCUAGCUUGUCAUUCCUCUUACACUUGCAAAAUGUUGUAUGAGAGCCAGAAAAAGAAAAAAAUAAUGUGCCGGGGAGGACAAAUGCAAAGGGGAAAAAGUAUACAACAAUUAGAAAAAUAAUAGAAGCAGCUUGAGAAUUGUGUGCCUUGUUAUAAUUGCAUUAAAAUGAACUGCUAACUGGAUGGUUAGAAUGUGCCUGUUAAUUACCAGUGGUCCAGUUUAUAUGUGAUUAAUUUUUUAUUGUAAUUAUUUAUGCAAAGAACUUGCAGGAAAAAUCAUGGAAAUAGCCUGAAAAAUGUUAUAUUAUAGGGAAUAUGUGGUAUUUUGUUUGAAAUCUAAUUAUUUAUAGAUUGUAGAUGUGUACACUAUACUUAAAACAUUCCUUAUUGAAAUGGAAACACAUUUUGGACUUGCUGUUUAUUUUUUUUUUAUUUGGUUAGUCAGAUAUGGUAUUUGAACUGUGAUACGUACAUGGCUUUAUACUUGUAAGUAAAUCAAGAUUUGUGUAUCUGUGUGAAAAAUAUGAAUAUUUUAUAAUCAAGGGUAAACAUCAGAUGUGAGUUUCAGUGCAGUAAGAUAUGUAUAUAUGUUAUUGUUAACAGUUUGAUUCAAAAUCUAAAUGACUUUUGGUAGCCUUUUUGUAAUGAGUGACGUGAUGCCAUUUUACUCUGCUAAGUUAAGGAAGGUGCUUUGUAUUCAUAUUUUGUUUGUAUACUCUAACCUUUUGACAUGCACUACAAAUGUAAUAUUCUAAUUUAUGCACAUUUUGAAUGUACACUACUAAAACACAUUUCUUGUAUAAGAAGAAUGACAAACAGAAUAAUCUGAUCUUUUACAAACUGUGUUGAACACUUUCACAGUGCUGCUUCAUAAAAAAAUAGUCCUUGUGAUUGUCAUAGUAGCAAAAGUUUGGAUCUGUGUAUAGAUAAUUCUGUUGUGCCAGACCACACUCUACCCAGCAGCAGUUAAUCUGUAUUUUAUUUGUAUUUCUUUUCUCUUUUGUCCAGAUAGCUUUGCACUAAUAUUUCUCACAAAGAUCGGUAACGUCCUUGUCCACUGUUCUUUUUCCUGUCUUGGUGGAUAAAUGUAAUAAAUGACAAUUCAGUUUA
Protopterus annectens (West African lungfish) is the source of this 7259-nucleotide messenger RNA. RefSeq names its product twinfilin actin binding protein 1 (gene TWF1). Bases 90 to 1160 code for a protein of 356 amino acids. Lineage: Eukaryota; Metazoa; Chordata; Ceratodontiformes; Protopteridae. Gene Ontology annotation, cellular component: myofibril; cytoplasm; actin filament. Gene Ontology annotation, molecular function: actin monomer binding; actin filament binding. Gene Ontology annotation, biological process: actin filament depolymerization; regulation of lamellipodium assembly; barbed-end actin filament capping. The record is from RefSeq and is a predicted model, not a curated record. The transcript has 10 exons.